Daldinia loculata is the source of this 1786-nucleotide messenger RNA. RefSeq names its product major facilitator superfamily domain-containing protein. Lineage: Eukaryota; Fungi; Ascomycota; Sordariomycetes; Xylariales; Hypoxylaceae. Gene Ontology annotation, biological process: transmembrane transport. Bases 254 to 1606 code for a protein of 450 amino acids. The record is from RefSeq and is a predicted model, not a curated record. Gene Ontology annotation, cellular component: fungal-type vacuole membrane. The transcript has 3 exons. Gene Ontology annotation, molecular function: transmembrane transporter activity.
GGCGUUUUUACCUAAAAUGUUGGCUUACUCUGUGUCACCCCGGAUAUUUCGUCGUCCAAGAAGCUAUCCCCGUGCCUUUGGAGUUAUCGCUAUUUCCUAGAGUCGGCAAAUAAUCAGUUUUACCUAACAGCCAGUUUCAUUCGCUAAUAGACAUGUCUCUCCUUUCCUACCCACCAAUUUCGAAUCAGAUCAAGAAAAGAGAAAUAUCCUGUACAGCUUGCUGUGGACGAACUGAAACAACUCCUUUGCAGAAAUGUCGCGACCCAAUUCGGUUGACGACGCUAAUCAGGGCACAGGGCCUGAUACCACGGCGGCAUACGCGAGCGAUGGAAGCCGCGAAAAAGAUAACGAGAUUAAAGAGGCGCCAAGCCCUCUACCAGGAUCGGAAUUCCCAGAUGGCGGCAAGAUGGCCUGGCUCACUGUACUAGGCUCAUGGUUCUGCAUGUUCGCGAGUUAUGGCUUCAUCUCCAGUAUGGGCGUCUUCCAGGACUACUAUCAGACUCAUUUUUUAAGCGACGAUUCACCUAGCAACAUUGCCUGGAUCUUAUCCCUCCAGGUCUUCUUCCUUUCGGUUGCCGCACCGUUUGCCGGUUGGUUUUUUGACAACUACGGCCCGAACCUCCUAGUUAUUCUCGGGUCCUUUCUACUCGUAUUCGGCCUCAUGAUGCUGUCCCUGUCCACCCAAUACUACCAGAUCUUCCUCUCCCAAGCUGUCUGUUGCGGUAUCGGUAUGGGCCUGAUUUUCCAUAGCGCAGUUAACUCUAUCUCCACGUGGUUUCGUCGACGUCGAGGACUAGCUAUGGGCUUAGCAUCAUCAGGAUCAGGGGUUGGUGGUGUUGUGCUACCAAUAAUGUUCGAUCGCCUGAACGAGCAGCUCGGCUUCCCCUGGACGGUCAGAAUUAUCGGCUUCAUGAUACUCGGGAUGCAGUUAAUCGCCAUAUUCACGGUCCGAUCUAGACUUGAUCGUAACCCAAGAACCAUAGAACUAGUCCAAUUCGUUCAGCCCUUACGCGAUGGAAUAUUCGUCACCACCAGUCUGGCAUGUCUCUUCGGUAUGUUGGGCAUGCUUAUCCCGUACGACUUUCUCAAGGCUUCCGCAGAGGUCAGCGGCGUCCCAACUAACCUAACCACUUACAUUCUACCCAUUGUCAAUGCCACCAGCAUUUUAGGUCGUAUCUUUCCACUGUGGGCAGGAGAUUACCUUGGCCCUUUCAACAUGGUAAUUAUCUUCAUAUUGUAUGGCGCUGUCUUAGUACUUGCCCUUUGGCUCCCAGGCGCAGCAAAUACCGGCGCAGUCAUCGCAUUCGCCGCCCUGUACGGUGUGCCUAUAGGUCUAUUCUCAGCUGCCAUACCCGCGUUGGUGGCUAGUAUCUCGGAUAUUAAAGAAAUCGGGUAUCGUGUCGGGACGACUUUUCUCAUCAACGGAAUCGCGGGUCUGAUUGGCAACCCGAUUGCGGGACUCUUGAUUGGCGCCGGCUGGACAGAGGGUCCUCAAUCAUACAAUGGGUUACGGCUAUUCUGCGGGUUGGCGAUGGUCAUGGCUGCGCUGUUUUUUGUAACAACUAGGGUGCUUCUUGGAGGAUGGAAACUAAAUAAAAAGAUCUAAGAUUUAGGACGUUGCGAGAUAAAAUACCGAAUAGAAUGUUAUUUUACUAUGAAGACUAGAAAGAUCCCAUAAUGCCAUUACUUGUGCUGGCUACGUACACUCGCCUAUCGCACCCUAGCGGGUGCUGCGUUUUAGUUUAGGUAGGGAUUGGCCUUAUAAUUGGGGAUUGAUCCGAAAUAC